UUAUUCACUCAAAAAAAUAAAAAUAAAGGAAAAAGGCAGCAAAAAUAGAGAUGAAGAUGAAGAUCGCGAGGGAUUGACAAGGACAUGAAGAAUAUAGGAUGUGUGGCUGAAAACCGGAAAAAUUAUCCUGUUAACCAACAUGAGAGGGUCUAAGGCAAGUUGUAUAUCGAUGGAUAGACUUUCAAAGAAGAAACAUUCAUUAUGCUCGGAUGGUUUUGAUAGAUGUCUCAGUAAAUUGCCUGAUAAUUUGUUGUUGCGUAUCCUUUCUUUACUGCAAAUGAAAGACCGGGUGAGGACUGGCUGUUUGUCAACCAGGUGGAAGAAUCUGUGGAAGCCAAUCUCUAACAUAGACUUCACCCAAACAAACAUGCACAAAACUCCAGAACUCAUUGCAGCCAUCGACAAAACACUCAGUUAUCAUGAUGUUUUACAGGUGAGGGAGUUUCAUGUAAAUGCAGAGAGUGAUAUAUGCUCUAUGAACAAGGUUGGAUCUUGGAUUGAUUUUGUGGUGGGGCACAAUAUUGAAGUGUUGUAUUUGGAUUUGACCCCCCACAACUUAGAAGACAAGUAUCUUCGAUUGCCCUUGAUACCUGCGCGUGUAUUUGAUAGCAAGUCUUUAACGAGACUAACUUUGAAAUUUUGUAGGCUCAAAUUGCCGCCAAAGUUCUGCUUGGCCUCUCUCAAGACCCUUCAUUUUGAAAGAGUGGCUUUUGACAAUGAAGAGUUGGCCAGUCUUUUUAGUAACUGCCCAGUCCUCAAACAUUUAACAUUGAAAAACUGCAAUAGGAAAACUGCUCUUAAAAUUGACGCUAAGAAUUCACAACUUGAGAACUUGGAUAUAGACGAAGACAGUGGUGAUGAAGCGGAUGGUGUACCUGAGUUUGAGAUCUUUGCUCCUAAUCUCCUGACAUUAAAUUUCUUUGGCAAGCCAAAAAGAUCAAAAUAUAUUGCGAUGAACCUCAAGUCUCUUGUGUCUGUCAACUUCAACUUUUUGUAUCCAUCAAAGUUCACCGCCUUUUGGAAGACUCAACUGAUCAUCUAUGGGAAACUCCUUGAGGAUUUUUGGAUGUUCAUUGAUGAUUUCUUGCAUGCUAAAGUUCUCAAACUAAGCUGCUGGUGUACCAUGAGUUUAUCCUUUAAAGAGAUACUAGGUAUAAGCGGUUCACCGUCUGUUUCUGUUACAGACUUGACAUUUGAGACAGAAUUCUGGAAAUGUAACCUCUCUGGAUUGGUCUAUGUUUUGAGAGAUUUUAGCAAACUCGAAGUCCUCACUAUCAAUGUUAUGCGAAACCAUGAUAACAAGUCUGGUGAUUUCUAUAAAGAAGAAAAGAGUGGUAUAAAUGCAUACUGGAAACCAGAUGACUCAUCUGUGCUUGGCCUGCAGCAACACCUAAAAACUGUCAAAAUCAAUGGGUUUUUAGGCAGUUUAGAUACAAGUGCAGAGUUUGAAACCACAACGGAAUCUAUUCUCAAUGCACGAGAUACAGAGUUUGUGUUUGUUAAGUUUCUUUUAAGGAACUUGACUGAACUGGAAACUAUGAUAAUAACCAUUACAGAAGAACUGGAUAAUUUUCCAGCUUUAAAGAAACUUGAUAUACUAUCCCAACUUUCUUCAAGAUUGUUAGCUUUUUCUAAAUCUUCACGGAAGGCUCAAAUUCUUAUUAAUCCUGAUCAACUCACAGAUGCAUGAGGAACAAAUGCACAAGUUUGGCAAUAUAAUUUGAUUUUGGCAAAGAUAUGGUGCUAUGUACCCUAGGAAGGUAACCAUGAAGGAUUGGGAGACUGAAAAUAUUUCUCGGAAAUGAAAAAUGGAUUGGAAUGACGCACCGGAGCAAUACGGUAAAGAAAGGAUUGGAAGACGGUAUGCUUCUCGGAAAUAUUUCGAUCUCUUUCGAUCAAAUUGUUUUUUCUAUUCUAUCAUUGCCUGCAUUCUCUUACAGAUGGACCUCAUUCAUUCCUCUCAUUGUAUGGAUUAAUGAUGAACAAUAAAGCAAGAAUUAUCAUGCAGUCAUUCAAUAUCAGAAAUGGGUUGUUAAAACCUUGCAUGAUUCUCUA
This is a messenger RNA of Dioscorea cayenensis subsp. rotundata (Guinea yam), 2055 nucleotides long. Its product is annotated as putative F-box protein At1g49610. Gene Ontology annotation, molecular function: protein binding. The transcript is spliced from 5 exons. Lineage: Eukaryota; Viridiplantae; Streptophyta; Magnoliopsida; Dioscoreales; Dioscoreaceae. The record is from RefSeq and is a predicted model, not a curated record. The coding region runs from base 140 to 1690 and encodes 516 amino acids.